AUGGUGUACGUCGAGGCGACCGCUCAGAAGCCGGCGCCAUGGCCGAGGCGAGCGUCGGAGCGCGUCUUCGUCGAGUCGGACGAGAGCUGCAUCGAGGCGCUCAUCGGGAGGGCGCGGCCGGUGUCGGAGGAGGGGCGCGAGGUUGUGUUUGUGACCGAGACGGCAUUCGUCUCUGACGAGCUCGCGCUGCACGGCUACGGAGAGCUCCGGAUGCCUGAGCACGCCACGAUCGCACAGACCUCCGCGCACAACGCGCUCUUCGUCAAGGUCAGCGAGGUGUCCAGCUUCGUCAACCACAUGGUCGACGCGACGGGCCUGCUGCCCGCCAUGUUCGUCGCAAAGGCGCUCUCGUUGCCGUGCGUCUUUGCGCGCAAGCAGCGCCAGAUCUCGAUCUCAGACUCGUACCAGACGUCGUACAAGUACCUCAACCCGUCCGACCGCGUGCUCAUCAUCGACGACUUCCUCGCAGGCGGCCGCACCGCCGACGCGCUCGUGCGGCUGUGCAAGAUGGCGAACGCAAACGUGGUCGGCGGCGGCUUCCUGAUAGAGAAGGCGGCCGACGCGGGCCGCGCCUUCCUCUCCGGGUACCAGAUCCCGCUCGAGUCGAUCGCGCUGGUCGAGGUCAAGGACGGCACCAUCCACGUCAUCGAGCAGGACAGCCGCGAGGCGCCGGCGCAGCUGCAGUCCGAGGUGGCCGCCGUCGCGAGAAACUUUGACGACUCGCCCCCCGACGACGACGACGACGGUCUCGUCCGUCUCAGUGUCUGA
Emiliania huxleyi CCMP1516 is the source of this 768-nucleotide messenger RNA. RefSeq lists its product as hypothetical. Lineage: Eukaryota; Haptophyta; Isochrysidales; Noelaerhabdaceae. The coding region runs from base 1 to 768 and encodes 255 amino acids. The record is from RefSeq and is a predicted model, not a curated record. The transcript has 6 exons.